GUUUUGUAGUCAGUACAAUUACGUGAUUGCAAUGGACAGGUUGAUUUCACUGACUUUCCUGUGUUGGUGUAUCCCAGUUAUGAUCUCGGGAGCAAGCUUACCCGAAGAUGUUGAGAAGUGCCAUUUCGGGGACUCAACCUGCCUGGUCAGAAGUAUCAAUGCAUUGAUUAAACACUACCCCAAGGGCAUUCCAGAGAUAGGACUUCCGCCGCUGGAUGCCUACAACUUUCCCGAUUCCGUUAUUAUGGAAUCACCCAGUCGCGGUCCUAUCUGGAUGGACUUUCGAAUGCGGGACAAUGUGAACAAGGGCUUCAAUAAUGCCACAAUCACCCACGUCGAGGGAUUCCUGUACGAGCCCAAUCAGAAGCAAAUUGUGCUGAAGGUCCGAUUGCCACGACUUGUGCAUGAGGCCACCUAUGAUAUGAGUGGCAGGGUUUUGCUCUUCUUCUUCAAUACCACUGGGAGGUUGAUAUCCGACUUUCAGAACUUCCGGAUUACCCUGACCAUCAAGGCGUUGGUGGAGUACAGAAAUGACAAGCGCUAUCUGAAGAUUUACAAUCUGGUGCCCAGUCUCGACUUGGAUCGAUGGAUCAUAUGGUUGGAUGGACUGUACAAGGAAAACACAGAUGUGACAAUUUUCAUGAAUAAGCUAUUCAACGAGAACUGGGUGGAGUUCUGGAAUGAUUUGCAGCCCGGUCUAGUCAAAGCCUUCACCAAUGCCUUCACUGUCCUGCUCAACAGAGUUUUCGAUAACGUAGCCUACGAUGAUAUGUUUCUUCCUUAUGUAGACAUUCGGAUGGGAUCCUAAUAAAAGCGACUGCUUAGGAUUGC
Messenger RNA from Drosophila melanogaster (fruit fly), 831 nucleotides. RefSeq lists its product as uncharacterized. NCBI's taxonomy places the organism in Eukaryota, Metazoa, Arthropoda, Insecta, Diptera, Drosophilidae. Gene Ontology annotation, biological process: circadian rhythm. The transcript has 3 exons. The coding region runs from base 32 to 808 and encodes 258 amino acids. The record is from RefSeq and is marked reviewed.